Messenger RNA from Penicillium bovifimosum, 741 nucleotides. RefSeq lists its product as uncharacterized. Bases 1 to 741 code for a protein of 246 amino acids. The transcript has 3 exons. NCBI's taxonomy places the organism in Eukaryota, Fungi, Ascomycota, Eurotiomycetes, Eurotiales, Aspergillaceae. The record is from RefSeq and is a predicted model, not a curated record. Gene Ontology annotation, cellular component: cytoplasm; nucleus.
AUGAGGUUCCUGUGUCUCCCAGGAGGCUAUUGCAGCGCCAUUGCACUCAAAACACAGCUAGGGCCGUUCUACGAUGCGCUCCGGGCCAAUGGAAAGGCCGAUUUUCACUAUGUUCAAGGCACGACAGAAGUACAUGUUCCUCCUGAACAUGCUGGGUUUUUCGGUCCCCCGCCCAACUAUACCUUUAUGAAGGUUGAUGGGCCCGCGCCGGUCCAUCUGAAUAUGAGCGAUUUUCCAAAACGCGAUACCCCAGAAGAGGCCAUGAAAGUGGCUAGAGACAUGGCCGGCGAUCCCACGUUCUCCUGUAUUGUCGAGGUAGUGGACCGUCUGGUCGACAUUCUCGACAGUGAAGGCGACAUUGAUGGUGUUCUUGGCUACUCUGAAGGUGGCCAGAUUGCUGCAUCGCUAAUUCUCGAGGAGCAACGGAGGGAAAGGGAACUGGGCCGGAAACCUCGACUUAAAUGCGCAAUCUUCUUCUGUGGAUGGCCACCAAUGCACCCGGUGACUGGGAAGAUUACCCUCGCUGAUGACUUCGAUGAAGAACCGAUCACGAUCCCCACCUGUCAUGUCGUCGGUGCGUCAGAUCCGUUCCUGGAUGGCUCGAUGGCAUUAUACAAUAUGUGCGAUGUCGACAACGCUGAUUUGUUCGACCAUGGUGGAGGUCACGUACUUCCGCGAGGCAAGCAGACUGUUGAAGAGCUUGUUGUAACUGUGCGUGAGAUGAUCAACUCUGUAGCGUGA